Molecule: messenger RNA, 1093 nt
Organism: Culicoides brevitarsis
Lineage: Eukaryota; Metazoa; Arthropoda; Insecta; Diptera; Ceratopogonidae
Gene: Tsen34
Product: tRNA-splicing endonuclease subunit Sen34
Exons: 2
Coding region: 72-923 (283 amino acids)
Biological process (GO): tRNA-type intron splice site recognition and cleavage; tRNA splicing, via endonucleolytic cleavage and ligation
Molecular function (GO): tRNA-intron lyase activity; nucleic acid binding
Source: RefSeq, a predicted model, not a curated record
AUUUGUUUUGAAACCAGUUUUCGAACCUGAAAUCAUGAAAAAAUUAUUAAAAUUUAAUUUUUAAUGGAAAAAUGGAGCCAAUUAAACUUACUUUCAUCAGAGGAAGAGUCUUUUGCUUCAACGGAGAAGAUUACUUCAAAAUUCGCUACGAGCAUCGUGUAAUUGGCAGUUUAAUUGGUCCCGGAAUCGGAAAUCUUGGCAAUCGUGAUUACAAAAGUCUUCCAGCGACAUUUACAGAUGUUGAAGCUCAAUUUUUAGUUGAUAAAAAAUUCGUUGUUAUUGUUGAAAAAGACUUGAAAUCGCCUCCGGAUGAAGAAACGAAGAAAAAAUUUCACGAAGAUUUUCAGAGACAAGCUUCUGAAAUGAAAUCCUUCGAAAAUGACAAAGCCAUGACAAUUUUUAAAGAGAAUGUGCAGAAAAUCUAUGAAGGACAAGCCAAAUCAAGUCUUCGUAAAAGACAAAAAAAUGAGGAAUUUAAAAAGAAGUCGAUUGAAGAGCUCAUUUCUGAUCACGAAACGAAAUUAGCAAAUGCUCCGUUGAGAAAUCGACUUGUUCAUGUGCCAACAUCGCAUCCUUUUCCCGUUUCAGAGACGUUAAAAGAGCGAAUUCAAGUGAAAAAUGAAUUUAAAUUGAAAGUUUAUCACGAUUUAUGGGAACGCGGGCAUACAAUUACUUGCGGCGAGACAUUUUCCGGAGAUUUUUUGUGUUAUCCAGGGGAUCCUUUGCAUUUUCAUGCUUCUCAUAUCGUUACAAUUGUCGAUAGGGAGUUAUCUGAACCUGAAAUGGUUGUUCACGGAAGAACUUCAGUGUCUGUGAAGAAAGGUUGUCUACUUGCCUAUCCCGAAAAUGAUGGAAAAAUCAAAUAUCGAACACUAAAAUGGGUCAAUCCAGUUGCGAAUGACAUGGAAAUCGAUGAAAAUUAAGAAAAAAAUGUUUUUUAUUAAUUAAUUUUACGUAAAGAGUGCUUUGGUUGAAAAUGUUUUAAGUCAAAAGAAAAUUAAAUUCUUUAAAAUAAUUCGAAUUUUAGAUGAUUUUUGGCUUAGAGCAAAAAUUAGAGAUGAAUAAAUUUAUUUACUUUUUCUUAAGUCAAAAU